Catharus ustulatus (Swainson's thrush) is the source of this 979-nucleotide messenger RNA. Its product is annotated as epidermal retinol dehydrogenase 2-like. The record is from RefSeq and is a predicted model, not a curated record. NCBI's taxonomy places the organism in Eukaryota, Metazoa, Chordata, Aves, Passeriformes, Turdidae. Gene Ontology annotation, cellular component: lipid droplet. Gene Ontology annotation, molecular function: oxidoreductase activity, acting on the CH-OH group of donors, NAD or NADP as acceptor. Bases 52 to 966 code for a protein of 304 amino acids. The transcript has 6 exons.
UGUGUUUCUGGGUUUGCACAACAGAAGACUGGUGCUUGUACCUGAGAAAUCAUGUUCAGAUGCAUCAAGAAGUUACUACAGUACCUGAAAUUUUUUGUUUUUUUACUUAUUGAGAACACAUUCUGUAUAUUUUCUCGACCCAAAAAAUAUUUUGCUGGUGAAAUAGUACUUAUUACUGGCUCUGCAAAUGGGAUUGGAAGGCAGGUUGCCAUACAAUUGGCUCCUUUGGGAGUAACCUUGGUUCUUUGGGACAUUGAUGAUGAAGGCAAUAAAGAAACAAGCAGAUUAGCCCAACAAAAUGGAGCCAACCGGGUGUUUGUCUACCACUGUGACUGCAGCAAUAGGGAGAAUGUCUAUGAGCAGGCAGACAAGGUUAGAAAAGAAGUUGGGGAUGUGACUAUUCUAAUCAAUAAUGCUGGCAUACUGAUUGGGAAAAAGUUCUGUGAUCUUACAGAUGAAGAUUUUGAAAAGACCUUCAGAAUCAACUUCUUUUCUCAAGUCUGGACUCUCAAGGCCUUUCUUCCAGCCAUGGUGGCCUGUAACCGUGGGCACUUGGUUAGCACAGCCAGUGCAGCUGGAUUACUAGGACUCUACAGGGUAUCAGAUUAUUGUGCAAGUAAGAGUGCAAUCAUUGGAAUGAUGGAAGGCAUAAAUUCAGAACUGUAUCAUGAAGGAAAACGUGGCAUUAAAACAACAAUCAUUUGUCCUUAUUUUAUUAGUACUAGGUUAAGCAAAGGCUUCAAAAGCGCAAGACCCUGUUUGCUUCCUGUUUAUGAUCCAGAGUAUGCAGCCAGCAGGAUCGUGGAUGCAAUUAAAAAGGAAAAAUUUUAUCUGAUCAUGCCUCCAGCUAUAUACUUACUUGGAUUCAAAAUUUUCCUUCCUAGAAAAGUAACACUACUCUUCGAGUCUUACGUUAAGUUCCCUGAGAGCAUGGACGAAGCCUAUGGUCAGAAGAAAAAGGAUUGAAACAAAAAGCAUU